AUGCAAAUGAUGAGAAAUGUAACAGAAUUUAUCCUCCUGGGUCUCACCCAAAAUCCACAACUGCAGAAAAUCUUAUUCAUUGUGUUUUUCCUAAUCUAUCUGGCCACACUGGCAGGAAACACACUCAUCUCAGUCACUGUCUUCAUGAGUCCAGCCCUGGCUUCUCCCAUGUACUAUUUCCUCUCCUAUCUGGCCAUCAUAGAUAGUUUGUACUCCUCCUGCAUAGCUCCCAAAAUGGUCUUUGACUUGGUCUCUGAAAACAGCACCAUAUCCUUCAAUGCCUGCAUGACUCAGCUCUUCGCUGGACAUUUUUUUGCCGCAGCUGAGAUCAUCCUGCUCAUCGCCAUGGCCUAUGACCGCUACGUGGCCAUCUGCAAGCCCUUGCACUACGUGACCCUCAUGAGCCGAACUGUGUGUGCUUUCUUGGUGGGGGCUGCUGUAUUCUUAGGGCUUGUUCACGGGGGGAUACAGGUUUUGUUUAUAACCCAGUUACCCUUCUGUGGCCCAAACAUCAUUGAUCACUUUACAUGUGAUUUAUUCCCAGUCCUGGAGCUGGCUUGCACUGACAUGCACAGUCUGGGACCCUUGAUAGCUGCCAACAGUGGGUCGUUGUGCUUUCUUACAUUUUCUAUGUUGGUUGCUUCCUAUGUCAUCAUCCUGCACUCCCUGAGGACAUACAGUUCUGAAGGGCGCCACAAAGCCUUAUCUACAUGUGCCUCUCAUGUCAUGGUUGUUGUCUUAUUUUUUGUGCCUUGUUCAUAUCUCUACCUGAGACCCAUGACCUCUUUCCCCACUGACAAAGUUGUGGCAGUGGUCUUUACCCUCAUAACACCUAUGCUGAAUCCUUUAAUCUACACCCUCAGAAAUGAGGAAGUAAAAAAGGUUAUGAAGAAGCUCUUGGGUCAAAUAAUGAAAGGGGAUAUUGCAUGA
This is a messenger RNA of Octodon degus (degu), 930 nucleotides long. Its product is annotated as olfactory receptor 4C45-like. Gene Ontology annotation, biological process: G protein-coupled receptor signaling pathway. The coding region runs from base 1 to 930 and encodes 309 amino acids. The transcript has a single exon. Gene Ontology annotation, molecular function: G protein-coupled receptor activity; olfactory receptor activity. Gene Ontology annotation, cellular component: membrane. Lineage: Eukaryota; Metazoa; Chordata; Mammalia; Rodentia; Octodontidae. The record is from RefSeq and is a predicted model, not a curated record.